AUGUUUAGUCCAUGCAUAUUACACUCUAAUGCUGUGAUUUUAGAUAACGGGUCAGGUGUCUGCAAAGCAGGUUUUUCUGGAGAAAUGUCACCCCGUCACAUUAUCAGUUCAGUUGUGGGGCAUCCCAAAUUAGAUUUGUCUUCCUCAAGAGAAAAUAAGAAGAACUACUUUGUGGGGGAAGAAGCCCUAUACAAGUAUGAGACCCUACACUUGCACUACCCCAUUGAACGUGGACUAGUCAUGGGUUGGGAUGAUAUGGAAAAGCUGUGGCAUUACCUUUUUGAGUGCAGGCUGGGUGUGAAACCCAGUGAACAGCCCCUGGUCAUGACUGAUCCUGCGUUUAACUCAAAAGAGACUCGUGAGAAGAUGGCAGAAGUGGUGUUUGAGACCUUGAGGGUUCCUGCCUUCCAGCUGGUCAACCACUCAGUAGUAGCACUCUAUGCCUCUGCGUGCAUCACAGGACUGGUGGUGGAAAGUGGGGAUGGGAUAACUUGCACAGUCCCAGUUUUCGAGGGUUACUCCCUGCCCCAUGCCAUCAAUAAGCUCCAAUUGGCAGGAAGAGACCUCACAGAAUACCUCAUACGGCUCCUACUAGCCAGUGGGCAUACCAACCCCUGCAUACUUAACAGACGUGUGGUGACUAAUAUCAAAGAGAAGCUGUGCUAUGUGGCCUUUGAGCCAGAAAAGGAGCUGAGUGUUGAGACUGAGCAAGUCCAGAAAGAAUGUCAAUUGCCAGAUGGAACUGUGAUCAAGGUGGAGGACCAGCUGUACCAAGUGCCUGAGGUCCUCUUUGCACCUGACCUUUUGGGCAUCCACAGCCCUGGACUCUCGAAAAUGGUGGCCAACAGCAUCUUGAAGUGUUACACUGAUAUCCAGACAAGGUUUUACGCAGAUAUAGUGCUGGUUGGGGGCAGCACUAUGUUCCCAGGGCUAGAAGAACGCCUUUUGAAAGACCUGGAAGAGUUGGCUCCCAAAGGGACCCGCAUCAAGAUCACGGCUUCUCCUUACAGAAGUUACUCCGGAUGGACUGGUGCAUCUAUCAUGGCCUCUCUAAACACAUUCAAUCAAAGUUGGGUCACCUCUAAUGAAUUCAAGGAGUUUGGUCCAUCAAUAAUGCGCCGGAGGUGCUUUUAG
This is a messenger RNA of Elephantulus edwardii (Cape elephant shrew), 1134 nucleotides long. RefSeq names its product actin-related protein T1-like. Gene Ontology annotation, molecular function: chromatin binding. Gene Ontology annotation, biological process: regulation of DNA-templated transcription. The coding region runs from base 1 to 1134 and encodes 377 amino acids. NCBI's taxonomy places the organism in Eukaryota, Metazoa, Chordata, Mammalia, Macroscelidea, Macroscelididae. Gene Ontology annotation, cellular component: nucleus. The record is from RefSeq and is a predicted model, not a curated record. The transcript has a single exon.